CAGACAGACCCAAGAAUCACACUCUGCUCUCCUCUGUUGCGCUGCUUUGCUUCUCUCCAUUGGAUAUUCCUCCCUGGGUGUUUUUUUUUUUUUUAUUUUAUUUUUUUGUGAAUGGGCAUCUGUGCCCAGUGUGAGGAGCUUGUGAAUGGACUGACUGCUUGGCUGACUGACUGACAGACGGGCAAAGAGAGAGGCAGCUGUGUUUCAAUUAAAGAGAGCAAUGCUGAGAGGUCAAGUGAGGAGCAACAGAGCCUCUUAGUAGUCUGGAAAUACAAAGACACGUGAGGGGAAUCGAGAAAACUCAAGAGACAGCGAGAGGAGAAUGGUUCAUCACAGAGAAGAGGACCUAAUUGGGAUCCCAUUCCCAAAUCACAGCAGCGAUGUCCUCUGCAGCCUCAACGAGCAGCGUCGUGACGGGCUGCUCUGCGAUGUCAUCCUCAUCGUCCGCGACCAGGAGUACCGCACCCACCGCUCCGUCCUGGCUGCCUGCAGUCAGUACUUCAAGAAGCUCUUCACAGUGGCCACCACUGACGGUGGCGAUCACCAUCACGCCGCGGCCGUGUACGAAAUUGACUUUGUAGCUCCGGAGUCUCUGACAGCCAUCCUGGAGUUUGCCUACACUUCUACUCUGACAGUGACGGCGUCCAACGUUAAAGAGAUCCUGAACGCAGCUCAGAUGCUGGAGAUUCCCUGCAUCAUUAACGUUUGCAUGGAGAUCAUGGACAGCGGGGAUGGAGGUGGUGGAGGCGGAGGAGGGAGAGAAGAGGAAGGAGAAGAAGAUGAAGAGGAGGAGGAGGAAGAUGAGGAGGAGGAAGAAGAAGAGGAGGAUGAAGAGGAGGAUGGUGGGUCAAGAAAGGAUGAGCAGGAGGAGGAGGAGGACAACGUCAGUGAAAGGUCCAUGCAGUCGUCGGAGAGCAGGGGAGAACACACGCCUCCGGGGACGGAGGGUUCGCCGCCUCCGAGCACUUCAACAUAUCACCAACAGUUUGACCUGCACAGACAGUCGUCCAAGUCACAGUCUCCAAAUGCCACGAGAGGAAAACAGGAAAGUAUGGAGAGUCGAGCUCUGAAGGAUUUCUCCAUUGAAUCUCUCCUCCAGGAAGGGCUGUACCCCCGUAUGUCAACACUGGAUCGGAGGGCCAACUUCUCUCCUCUCCUCCCAGGCUUCUACCCCUCCAUGUGGGCUGCCGAGUUUCCAGCCUUCCCUCAGCAGCUCCUGGACCCCGGCCACCAUCAGCAUCCUCACGCAGGAGCCUCGCCGCAAACCAGGCUCCCUCACACCUUCCCUUCCUCUGCACCACUCGAGGCCUCCAGGCCCCUCGAUCUAGCUGUGAAAAGAGAGAUCAUAAAGGAGGAGAUGAAGGAGGAAAUGCCGCCCAGUCUGCUCCAAGGUGACUUCCUGAAGGAGUUUGUCAGCUCAGGUCUGGGCAGCACCAUGAACGCUGGGUCAGUGCCAUCAGAAGGUCACUCGCUGGGUCCGAUUAAGGAUGAGGCAGACUUCCGGUCGUACCUGAGCUUCCUGAGCUCUGCGUCCCAUCUGGGUGCGCUGUUCCCUCCCUGGCAGCUGGAGGAGGAGAGGAAGAUGAAGCCCAAAGCAUCGCAGCAGUGUCCGAUCUGCAACAAAGUCAUUCAAGGUGCUGGGAAACUGCCGCGACACAUGAGGACACACACAGGAGAAAAACCGUACAUGUGCACUAUCUGUGAAGUACGAUUCACCAGACAAGACAAACUCAAGAUCCACAUGCGAAAGCACACAGGUGAGCGCCCCUACAUCUGCCUUCACUGCAACUCCAAGUUCGUCCACAACUACGACCUGAAGAACCACCUGCGCAUCCACACGGGCGUCCGUCCUUACCAGUGCGAGCACUGCUACAAAAGUUUCACACGGUCCGACCACCUACAUCGACACAUCAAGAGGCAGAGCUGCCGCAUCUCCCGCCCCCGGCGAGGACGAAAGCCAGCUGCUUGGCGUUCCACACCUACCAGCAACUUCCUGUGCCCCCCUGCUGCUGCAACCAACCGGUUUGAGGAGAACGGGUUAAGCCCUGCAGCAUACCAGGGGGUCAAGAGUCACGGACUUGGGGAGUUGCUCAGCCUCGGCAACAGGGGUCUGGGAUUUAAGAGCGUGGACGGUGUGGGCAGGGAGAGCAGGGAGGAACGGCGAGCAGAGGGGAAGCACGUCGCAGAGGAGGAGAAGGCAGGAGCAGGGAGGCAGAGGGGAGUGUUUGCCUUUGCGCUGGCUGGAGAAGAAGUGCUUACCCACUCUCCAUUUUAUGCUCCGAGCUCUGACCCCUGGACCAUGAGACUGGAGCGUGCUCCACCCAUCUCCGAGCCGGCCAAAUGAACUCUGUAGAAGUGAGAGGGAAGAAAAAAAAGACAAGAAAAUCUCUUUAAUCUCUGUGUCUGUUCUGCUCCAGGAAGCUAAAGCACCUUUUUAAAAAGUGAAAGAGUGACAUUAAUGAACAUUUUGAAGCCUGCUGAUGUGGCAGUGGUAAAACAGACAUUUAAAAAAAAGACAACUGUCCAAUUAAAUAAUUACAUUAAACUAUUGUUUUAGCCCUGAGAAUGUUUACAAAUACUUUCAUAGCAUUUAAGAAGAGGCCAACAAUUUGACACUGCAAUUGAAGAAAACAUAUCGGAGUGUUGUUUUAUAUAAAUGUUUUGCAUUGUUUAUCUAAAAAGCUGUAAAGUGAUUAAUUCUAAUUUCUGUGUAAUUCAUCUGAAGUAAAAUGAGGCUUUUGAAAUUAAAUGCAAUAAAAUCUAUAUUCAGAGCAGCAGGGCCUCUCAGCUGUUACAGUUCUGAAUUAGGGUCUAUGAUGAAUGUAAAACAUAUGUCAACAUGUAGAAAAACAAUCAAGACUUUAAUGUAUAAAAAUGGUAUUUGACCAGUUCAGUCUCAUCGUAAAAGGAAUUGAAGUAGACAUAAUUAAAACUUAACCGAAACAUAUAUUCACACAAUUCAGUGAUUUUUUUUUUAUUUUGAAUAGUUGUGUUUGUGUUGAAAACAACCAGUGCUCUACAAAAAAAAGCCAUUAAAAUGGUUGAAACGUUUGGUUAUUAUUUAAUAAUUUUCCAAAACAAUGGGAACCCACUUGAAGUCUAAAUCAGGAUAUUUGAUAAUGUGUUAUUUUUCUUCCACUGCCUUGUUCUGAUUUAAGCUCCUUGUCUGCACUAUUGUACAUAGACACAAACCUUUGGCCAUGGUGGUGUUAAUUACGGUUCCGUUGCUGAUGAUGUAAAAUAAUAAUAAUAAAAAAAAAUAAUAUCUAUAUUGCUCUUUAAUGACUUCCAUCCAAAGAUGUGUACUUUGAUAUUUCACAAACUUGAAAAAAGACUUUGUUUUAAUGUUUAUGAAUAUGUGUCUUCAGAGGAUGUAUAUUUCUGACUAAUCAAUUGCCGCUUUAGCUACACAGUAUGCUUGUGUUUUUUUUUUCUGCUGCAACAAAUCAAGAGGGUUUAAGCCCCAUUUUUCAUAUAAUGUUCAUCUUUGAUUUGUGUAUAAAGAAGUCAAAAAUUAUUUGAAUUGAAAUGGGAAAGUAUUUUCUUGCUAUUUAUGCGUAUUUAAAUGAAUGAGCCUUGGCUAUAUUUUGCAAAUCUUGUUUUAUAAAGACACUAAGUGUUGAACUUUG
Messenger RNA from Stegastes partitus (bicolor damselfish), 3629 nucleotides. RefSeq names its product zinc finger and BTB domain containing 7C (gene zbtb7c). NCBI's taxonomy places the organism in Eukaryota, Metazoa, Chordata, Actinopteri, Pomacentridae. Gene Ontology annotation, molecular function: RNA polymerase II cis-regulatory region sequence-specific DNA binding; protein binding; DNA-binding transcription factor activity, RNA polymerase II-specific. The record is from RefSeq and is a predicted model, not a curated record. The transcript has 4 exons. The coding region runs from base 323 to 2344 and encodes 673 amino acids. Gene Ontology annotation, biological process: regulation of transcription by RNA polymerase II.